This is a messenger RNA of Tachysurus vachellii, 1167 nucleotides long. RefSeq names its product adenosine receptor A2b-like. Gene Ontology annotation, cellular component: membrane. Gene Ontology annotation, molecular function: G protein-coupled adenosine receptor activity. The coding region runs from base 1 to 1167 and encodes 388 amino acids. Gene Ontology annotation, biological process: G protein-coupled adenosine receptor signaling pathway; vasodilation; adenylate cyclase-activating G protein-coupled receptor signaling pathway. NCBI's taxonomy places the organism in Eukaryota, Metazoa, Chordata, Actinopteri, Siluriformes, Bagridae. The transcript has a single exon. The record is from RefSeq and is a predicted model, not a curated record.
AUGAAUGACUCGGCCACCAAUGCCACCCUCUCGGGAUCUCUGCUUUAUUUCAACACCACCAUCCUGAACAUCACAUCUUAUCCAAACACCAGCUUUCUGGCCGUCACUAAUGCCACGACUGCGACUACGUUGGGCAUCACUCAGCCACGCCCUCAGACUAACGCCACGUUCACGGCUCUUACGACUCUGUCGAUUUUAACCACAACUCCUGCAGAAACGCCAGCGUCCAUGAACGUGCCGUACAUGGUCGCAGAGCUCGUCAUCGCCUUCCUGUCCACUGUGGGCAAUCUGCUGGUCUGUGCCGCUGUGGGGUUGAACCGCAAGCUGCACACAGUCACUAAUUACUUUCUGGUGUCGCUGGCAGUGGCAGACGUGUGCGUGGGGGCACUGGCUAUCCCCUGUGCCAUCAUGACGGGUCUGGGCAUCCCACGCCACAACCUGUACCUGUGUCUGCUCAUGCUGUCGGUGCUCAUCAUGCUGACCCAGAGCUCCAUCUUCAGCCUGCUGGCCGUGGCGGUGGAACGCUAUGUGGCCAUCUUCAUGCCCUUCCGCUACCACAGCACCAUGACACCUCGCAAUGCGCUGCUCAUCAUCCUGAUCACGUGGGUGCUGGCGUUCCUCAUCGGCCUGGUUCCGCUCAUGGGCUGGCACAAGACUCCGCCUGGAGACGGCUUCUGCUUCUUUGUCAACGUGGUGGAGAUGACCUACAUGGUGUACUUCAACUUUUUCGCGUGUGUCCUGACGCCACUCGUCGUCAUGUUCCUGAUCUACGCACAGAUCUUCCUCACAGUGAAGCAGCAAAUACGGCGGAUCGCGGCGGACCGCGGAGGCCAGGCAAACAGUGAGGGAGCCACCAAUAUCAAGAAGGAGAUGAAGACGGCCACGUCGCUCUUCCUCGUGCUCUUCCUCUUCACCGUCUGCUGGAUCCCGCUGCACAUCAUCAACUGCUUCCUCCUUCUGUGCCCUACCUGCUACGUGCCCCUGCCCCUCCUGCUCACCGCCAUCAUUCUGUCGCACGCCAACUCGGCUGUCAACCCUUUCCUCUAUGCCUACAAGAUGAAGUCAUUCAGAGAAGCCUUCAAAGGGAUUUUCCUGUGCUGCAGAGGCGGAGCUGAGGGACAGGAUCACCAUGACGACGGCCGCGUAGCCACCGUACACAAAUCCUGA